Diversispora eburnea is the source of this 1125-nucleotide messenger RNA. NCBI's taxonomy places the organism in Eukaryota, Fungi, Glomeromycota, Glomeromycetes, Diversisporales, Diversisporaceae. The record is from the annotation of a GenBank genome assembly.
AUGAAGGAAAUUCCUAGUGAAAUUUAUUUAUUAAUUAUAGAAAUUGGAGAAUUUACAAUAGCCGAUCUUAAAGAAUUAACAUUUGUAUGUCAUCAGUGGGCCAGAGUGACAUUACCUUUAAUAUGGCAAACUCGUAAAUUUAUUGAGAACGAAUCACUUAAAACAUUUAAAAAUAUAUUAAAAAAUGAUAAAACAUUUUUACCUUACGGUCGAUAUAUAACCAGACUUCAAAUUGAAGAGUUAGAUAAAAAUCCACCAAUUUUUAUUGAUGAUUCACAAAUAUCAAGUCAUAAUAGUCAUGAUGGAUUAUGUGAAAUAAUGCGUCUUGGAAAUUCAUUAUUAGCAAUACGAAUAAUGCUUAAUUCCGUUACUUUAAUAGAUUUUACAUCAUCAUAUAUAGUUGAAUUAUUUGGUAAAUAUUGUCCAAACUUACGUAAUUUUGAUAUUGAACAUUUUCAAUGUGAACCAGUUUCCAAAUCCGCCAUAUCUGUUAUGCUUAAAAAUUUUCAAGGAUCAGCGUUACAAGCUGAUGAAACAAUGGAAAAUCUUCGUCGCCUUUCAAUUUUAAAAAUAAAUGGUAUAAGUGAUUUAUCAUUUUUAUCAAAAUUUCCUAAUAUUGAAUAUUUAUUUAUAGGAGAUUUUAGUCAAAUUAAUGAUUAUUCAUUUGUUAAUAUUGGAAAAUCCCUAAUAACCAAAUUAGAAUUAGUUAAAACACCUACAAUCACAGAUAAAGCAUUAUUAAUAUUAUCAUCUAUGCCAACAUUAGUUAAAUUUUAUAUUCGAGAUAGAUUACAAAAUGUUACAGAGAAAGGAUGGUUAUCAUUUGUCAAUAGACCAGAAGGAUGUUCGUCAUGGGUAAAAUUAAAAAUUGAUGACGGAAGGCAAAUUAAUUCUAAAUUUUUUAUGAUGUUAGAUAAGAAUCAUCCAAAAUUAAAAAGAGUUAGUAUUAGAGGAUUAAAUUAUAAUUUACAUUCAGAAGAAAUCAUGAAUUCAUUAAAAUUUAGUGAAGCGUGGCAAUUUUAUAAAAGUAAUUCUCAUUUACAUUGGCCAAUCAGAAUAGAAAGCAGGAAAUUUAGGAUGAAAUAUGUUCAGAAAGAUGUUUACAGAGAAUUGAAAAACAAUUGA